CACAAACUGUGAUUGAUCGUUACGUAUUUGCCAAGAAGUCUGCGGCUCCACCAGUCACUGGGUGUGCGGGAAGGAUGUCUGCAGGGGACUUUAUCAAAUGACAUCUUCGAUUUCAGCCGGCUAUGUGGGUAUGCAGAUAAAGAAGAUGAAGGACAUCGGAGAACAGCUGUAUACCACACAAGUGAAUGGUGGACCAAGUUCUUUGACCAUGUCCCCCAAACAGCCUAGUUGUACUAGAGCAACCCGGCCAGACAGACAGGAAGCACAAACCUUAUUGUACCAAGGCUCAGAGGCUGAGACUACCACAAUGACCAUUGCUACCUGUGUACAGUGCAAAAGUGUUCACAAGAUCCCGCCUCAAGACUUAAGAAAGGGCCCUGGGCAGAGCCAGAAGGAAGACGCUUUUGUCUGCUUCAAAUGCAGCCUUCGCACGAUACCUACCCAGCUUCAUUUUGUGAACAAUAACCCCGCUGCUGUUCUUGUCAGAAGUGAGACCGAAACCAUCUCAAACCCUGUAAAUACCAAAUUUAAGGUUAGGAACUUCAAGCCGGGCAAAUACUACUGUGAUAAAUGCCGCUUCUCCACAAAGGACCCGCUGCAGUACAGAAAGCACACACUGCAGCACGAGGAGAUCAAGUUCAUCUGCUCCCACUGCAGCUACAUCUCCUACACGAAGGGGGAGUUCCAGAGGCACCUGGUGAAGCACACGGGCGUCUUCCCUUACCGCUGUGAGUACUGCGACUAUGGUGCUAUCCGCAACGACUACAUUGUCAAGCACAGGAGGAGGGUCCAUGAGCGGGCCGGUGCCAAACGACCAUUCAAAACCGUUGCCAAGCUGGAGCCCAAGAGAACCAACAUUGCAAAGCAGAGCACAGAACUCUCUAAGGUCCCCAGUCCCAGGACUACCUUCCAGAACAAGUUGUCAGAGCAGUUAUCGCGAUUCUCUCUCCACACAAACAAAGACAAGACACACAGCGUGAUGCUGUUACCUGAGCUAAAGAAGUACCAAAAAGAUGUAGUGUGUAUUCCCAACAAAAUGGCCCUGUCAGAGCCAAGCGAGGUGAGCCUGUUGGGGAAUAAGAACGUUGAGGUGGAAGUCCUGUCCCCCUCGAAGGAGCCUGUGCAGCCGGGUAUGCCACUGACAGUCAUGGCGCCCUCGGAGCUGGUGGUCCCCACUAACUGUCUAGCCCAGUUGAUCGAUGUGAAGGUUGUCAAUGGCACUCAGCAGCUUGUGCUUAAACUGUUUCCGUUAGAAGAAAACACCCGCCUUGACACAGGCAGAGGAGAUGGAGGGACCUCCAUGUACACUAUCACGGAGAAGGACUCAGGGGGACAGAGAAAGAUGCUCUCUACGGAAGCAGCGAGGUCGCUAGCAAUGGAAGGGAAUGCUGGAGAGUUUGUGGGCCUCGAUCGGCUGCACUCUUUGGUUCAGAAACAACUAAAAAAUGUGAAGUGGGUCAAGUCUUGCAAUUUCUUCAUGCCCAGUCCUGGUGUGCACAGUCAUCAGGACUCUUUUCUCAGCUCCGAGACAAUUAAAGAUUUGCAGAAAACUCACAGUUUGUGUCCACCUAGAGCCCUUCCCUCUGCUGCCUUAAAAGGCCAUUCUCCAUCCUCUGUACAAAGCAGUGUUUCCUGCGGUCCUGGAGCCACAGUGAACCCUUUCUUGAGUAAAUCAGCAGUUCCUUUGGCUGAAGAAGGAUGGGGUUCCCGCAGUGACUCCCAGCAGCUCCUUCCCCUGGCCUCGUUGCCUGCAAAGGUUCCCUUCUCUGGAGAGAAGGGCAUUCUGCCUCUAGGUGAGAGUGACUUAGAAGCCAGGAAUCGGACUAGUUGUCCUGAAACAAUGGCUCCCUCUGACAGGAAGCUGGAAGACAAACAGGUAGAAGACAAGGCAGUGGGAAAUACAGGCCAGGCUUUCUCUGCACAGAAAAAAGAGUAUUUACACAUAAACAUUACUGGGGAAGAUAAACUGAGGUCCCAACAGCCUGGGGAUCAGCCUGAGCAGCCGAAGAAUUCUGAAAAGACCGGUAACACAUUUGAGGGUCCAAUCAUCUCGUCAGUAUUUUCUUUGAGCUCUGGAUCUGAAAAUGUGCCAGAGGGCAUUAAGUGGAAUAAUUCAACAACCAAAAUAAAGUCCAUCGAACUGCUUCGCAGAAAGAUAGCACAGCUAAUUGAGUCGUGCGGUAAGCCCUCCUCUUUGUCUGCCAGUAGUGCUCAGCGACGGUCCAUAGGGCAGGCACCCAAGCUGACUUCAAAAGCAGCUCCCAAGGGCAUUCAGGAAAUGAGUAUGUCUCUUACUGGCCCUGGCCCUAGUUCCGGCCCUUCCGUAGGUCCUCUCCAAAAACCUCAGAAUGAAGGCAGCGUGGCUGGCGGCAGGCAGCUUGCUCAGCAGCAGAUCUGCCCCAAGUUGGUCAGUGGUGACGAUGGGACAAUGGAGAGCAGAAUGACCAGAAAGACUCCUGUUGCGACUCCAGUGCUGAUCCCCAAAGGGGCUGUGUUGAGGGUCCUGAACUCUUCUGAAGAUGCCCGCAUCAUCGAGGCCACCUGUGACACACCUGUCAGCAUACCCUGCAGUGAAGCCCAGUUAGAACCGCUUCCGUUCUGCCCUGUGAAACAGACCAGCUCAGGCUCCCAGCCUUUGACGUGUAGACGCGGGUCGGCAGACAUGUCCCCCAAUCUGGAGACCUCUCUUCGGCCCAAAUCUAAAAAGGAGGACUCUAUCUGCGGUAGUACCCCUAAAAAAAUUGUCCCUGUGUACAGCACACAGACAGGAAACAGUGACUCCAGCAGGCAAGGGAGACCCAUUUCUAGGAACCUAACCCUAAGCAAGACUAAAACCAAGCAAGUAAGCUCAGCCAAGAAAAAAAGCAAGCUGCAGGCGGAUCCCAGCCGCGGCCUCAAAGACCCUUCCUUUUUUCAGGUUGCCAGGCAGCUGCGACUCAUAGCUGCCAGGCCAGAUCAGUUGAUCAAAUGUCCCCGUCGGAACCAGCCGGUCAUUGUGCUAAACCAUCCUGAUGUGGACUCCCCCGAAGUGAGCAACGUGAUGAAGGUCAUAAACAAGUACCGGGGCAAUGUCCUCAAGGUCGUGCUGUCUGAGAGGACUCGGUGUCAGCUGGGCGUCCGGCGGCACCACGCGCGCCUGACUUACCAGACCGCACACGAGGCGAGCCACAUGAAGAGGCAGAUGAUGCUGAAAAUGAAGCUGAAGAAGGUUCACAAGAACAACUACCAGGUGGUGGGCUCCCUGCCGGACGACGCUGCCCAGUGCGUGUUUAAGUGCUGGUUCUGCGGGCGGCUCUACGAAGACCAGGAAGAGUGGAUGAGUCACGGCCAGCGGCAUCUGAUAGAGGCCACCAGAGACUGGGAUGUUCUUUCUUCAAAGGGCAAAUGAGUCAGAAUUGGUCUUUGAAGCAAAUUGGUUUUCUUCUAGUAUUCGUGGCUUAGGGUCGCACCCUAGACUCUCGAUG
Molecule: messenger RNA, 3464 nt
Organism: Arvicola amphibius (Eurasian water vole)
Lineage: Eukaryota; Metazoa; Chordata; Mammalia; Rodentia; Cricetidae
Gene: Znf518b
Product: zinc finger protein 518B
Exons: 1
Coding region: 98-3388 (1096 amino acids)
Biological process (GO): regulation of gene expression
Cellular component (GO): nucleus
Source: RefSeq, a predicted model, not a curated record